Molecule: messenger RNA, 1130 nt
Organism: Olea europaea var. sylvestris
Lineage: Eukaryota; Viridiplantae; Streptophyta; Magnoliopsida; Lamiales; Oleaceae
Product: dof zinc finger protein DOF2.1-like
Exons: 2
Coding region: 221-1090 (289 amino acids)
Biological process (GO): regulation of DNA-templated transcription
Molecular function (GO): DNA binding; DNA-binding transcription factor activity
Source: RefSeq, a predicted model, not a curated record
AUACAAUACAUAUGUAACUGUAAUCAUUACAUAUUCUUCCAUAUCUAUAUAUAAAUAUAUGUAUGUAGAGGCUGCUAGAGAGAGCUGUCAAGUAUUGUGCAUGACUCCAUAACCCUCUUUGUUUCUUGAAUUCCUUUGACAAAAUUCUUCAUAUCUCUUCACUGUAAAUCGAAUCAAUCCCAGAGAAUUUGAAAUUCAGUGUUGAUCAGUUUUUGCAUGGAUGGAUUCUUCAAGUGCACAGAAACAUCACCAGGAAAUGGGUUCCCAAACACUAGAAGGCAUGUUAGUAUGCACAAAACCACAGCAAGAAAAGAAACCAAGGCCUGCUGAACAAGCCCUGAAAUGCCCUAGAUGUGAAUCUACAAACACCAAGUUCUGCUAUUACAACAAUUACAGUCUUUCCCAGCCAAGGUACUUCUGUAAAUCAUGCAGGAGGUAUUGGACUAAAGGUGGAACAUUGAGAAAUGUUCCAGUGGGUGGAGGGUGCAGGAAGAACAAGAGAUCAUCGUCAUCGUCGUCCUCAAAGAGGAGUCAAGAUCAACCAAUCACGACGAAACCAAGCCCGGCCCUCCCACCACCUUUAUCAUCAUAUGCUCAAUAUUCCUGCAGUGAUCUCAAUCUUGCAAUUGCUAAUCUUCAAAAGGGACAAUUUGGGUUCGAUGAUUCCCAUGAUUUUACAAUGUUAAUUAGUUCUAACAUCUUGGGACAUUGUGGGUUUCUUGGAAAUUCAGGUGUCAACACCUGUGUUCCAUUUGCAUCUGCUGAGGUUUUUGAAGGUCAUGGAUUUCUUGAUAGCACCUCAAAUGGAUUUUACCAUGGAUUAGGGAGUGGAAACAUAGGACAAUACGAAAAUGGUAGCCGGGGAUUGAAUUUUAGUGAAGAAAUGGGAUCAAUCCCUUAUCAGGGUUCAACCACAGCAUCAACUGCAGUCACAGCAGUGAAGCAAGAAAUGCAGAAUGCAAGAGAAUUAGGUGAUAGCAGCAAGGCAUUAUGGGGAUUUCCAUGGCAAGUUGGUGGGGACGGAAACAUGGGGGAGUUACAUGGAAUUGGCUCAUCUUGGCAUGGACUUCUCAAUAGCCCUCUCAUGUAAAAGAUUCUACAACUCACCUGGAAAAUUAAUCUAUGUCCCU